This is a messenger RNA of Rhineura floridana, 2243 nucleotides long. RefSeq names its product apurinic/apyrimidinic endodeoxyribonuclease 1 (gene APEX1). Gene Ontology annotation, cellular component: nucleus. Gene Ontology annotation, molecular function: DNA binding; double-stranded DNA 3'-5' DNA exonuclease activity; phosphoric diester hydrolase activity. NCBI's taxonomy places the organism in Eukaryota, Metazoa, Chordata, Lepidosauria, Squamata, Rhineuridae. Gene Ontology annotation, biological process: base-excision repair. The transcript is spliced from 5 exons. The coding region runs from base 221 to 1174 and encodes 317 amino acids. The record is from RefSeq and is a predicted model, not a curated record.
UCCUCGUCCCCAGCCCGUAUCACGUGACACAAAUCCACUCCACGUGCUUCUCUCUCUAGGUCUCUCCAUUCUCCUUGCGCGUGUGAACUCUGCGGAGUCUUCGCCUUUGUCUCAGGGGAGUGCUUGGCAACCUGGUGUGGAGACACUGCUGUCCAGAGGCCUGUGGCUUGUGAGGCUGCGCUGCCAGUUGCCUAGAGGAGGAUCCUGCUGGGCACCCGAGAUGCCAAAACGGGGGAAGAAGAAAGAAGGUGAAGUCCUGCCGGAGGAGAAGGAGACGGCAGCAGAACCAGAGCCUAAGAAGGCUAAGAAAGGUGGAGCAAAAGCUGAGAAGGAGGCCGACGGGCCGAUCAUGUACCAAGAUCCCCCAGACAAACUCGCCUCUCCCAGCGGCAAGAAAUACACCUUGAAGGUCACUUCCUGGAAUGUGGAUGGGAUCCGAGCCUGGUUCAAGAAGAAGGGCCUGGAGUGGGUCUGCGAGGAGAAGCCCGAUGUGCUCUGCCUCCAAGAAACGAAAUGUGCAGAGAAGCAGCUGCCCGCUGACAUCCGGGAUCUGGCGGACUAUCCCCACAAGUACUGGGCCUGCUCCGAUGACAAAGAAGGCUACAGCGGGGUGGCUCUCCUCUCCAAGGUGAAGCCUGUCAACGUCACCUACGGUAUCGGCGAGGAGGAGCAUGACAAGGAAGGCCGCAUGAUCACGGCCGAGUUCCCCUCUUACUUCCUGGUGACGGCCUACGUGCCCAAUGCCGGCCGGGGGCUGGUGCGGCUGGAGUACCGCCAGCGCUGGGACGUGGCCUUCCGCUCCUACCUGCAAGGCCUGGCCGCCCGCAAGCCUCUCAUCCUCUGCGGGGACCUCAACGUGGCCCACCAAGAGAUUGACCUGAAGAACCCCAAGGGGAACAAGAAGAACGCUGGCUUCACUCCGGAAGAGCGGGAGGGCUUCGGCAAGCUGCUCGAGGCCGGCUUUACCGACACGUUCCGACACCUCUACCCUGAUACGCCCUACGCCUACACCUUCUGGACCUACAUGAUGAAUGCCCGGGCCAAGAACGUGGGCUGGCGGCUCGACUACUUCCUGGUCUCCAAAGGACUGCUGGAGAGUCUCUGCGACAGCAAGAUCCGCUCAGCUGCCCUGGGGAGUGACCACUGCCCCAUCACCCUCUACUUGGCCGUGUGAUGGCGAUGCAAAGGAGCAGAGGGCACAGCAUUAAUAUUGUCCCAAUAAUAUUGCAGCUUGAGCGGGGUGGUGGUGGAUAGAGACAGACGACCGUAGAAAGCUAAAUGUCACGCCUCUGAGAUACUUAAGAUUGCGUGAGCUAGUGUUCUUUGUGUAUAGCCAGGAUAGCCAAUGUGGUGACCUCCAGCUGUUUUGGGCUCCCAGUCCCGUGAUCCUUGACCAUUGGCCAUGCUGACUUGGGCUAAAGGGGGAUGGAGUCUACAGCAUCUGGAAGGCACCACACUGCCUAUCUCUGGCCUAUAUGCACGUCUACCCUUGUAUAGUUGGGGCUUUAAAUAUCUCGUUUUUUUAUUUUCUCAUGGCUGAGGAUGCUCACUGGGUUGCCAGCUCCUGACACAGGAAAUGGCUCCUCUUGCUAUUUCCAAGGCUGGUUCUAGGCUAGUGAAACAGUACAUACUACUGGGUCUUGCUCUAUUGCUGCAGGUCCAUGCAUCCACCUUUGUCUUCUGCCUGUUGCGAGUAGGGCCCUAGAGCAGAGGGGGCUGAAGUAGGGGUGCAAAACAGGUGGAAGAUGGAGAAGCCAUAUUGCAUCUCUCCACCCUGAGGCUGUUAAAAGUGACAGAUGGCGUGGCUGGCUCAACAGCAGGCAACCCUUCUGCCACGUGGUUCCCAAAAUAAGUGGCUGGCUGGUAGGCAGUGGAGACUAGUGGCUCCAAUGUCAGUGGCGCAGUGAAUCCACUCCGGGUUUUAGUCCAAACUCUCUGAAGCACCUUGGGCAGCUCCUCGAAGGUUUGGACUAUAACCCGGAGCAGAUUCACUGUCCCAGUGACAUUGGAGCCACUAGUCUGUGCUGCUGGAAGAGAAGCGGGUUCUCCAUCUCCCUCAGCCUCUGAAAGUCCAUCCUCCCUUCGUUACUUUUCUGUGAUGCAGCUAGCUGUUCCUCCUUACUAGGUCAGCUUUCUUCCUUUAGGAGGCCAUAGCACUUCCAGGCAAAAUGUAAUUCUCCCAGGAAAAAAAGAAAAGUAUUAAGCUUUCCUUUUUUAUAUAUAAAUAUAUACACAUAAAUGUC